Molecule: messenger RNA, 1204 nt
Organism: Pygocentrus nattereri (red-bellied piranha)
Lineage: Eukaryota; Metazoa; Chordata; Actinopteri; Characiformes; Serrasalmidae
Gene: nfam1
Exons: 6
Coding region: 360-1073 (237 amino acids)
Biological process (GO): B cell receptor signaling pathway; positive regulation of B cell receptor signaling pathway; regulation of B cell differentiation
Cellular component (GO): membrane raft
Molecular function (GO): transmembrane signaling receptor activity
Source: RefSeq, a predicted model, not a curated record
UCUUGUGACACUUCACACUCGUUUUGUUCUUUUGAGAAGGACUUUUCCCAUUAUUGUACAUUGUGGUUAGACAUUUGAGCUGGAGCUGGAAAUCAGUGGUUGACUGUAUGGUUAGAAUGUUAUUUAGGGUCAACAGCAGGACAUAUGUCUUUUUAGUUCUAGCGAGGCGACAGGUACUAGCGCAAUGUAAAUUUUGACACAACUUCCGGCUGUCACUUCUUUUGAGGAAGACAGAGAGUGCUUGUCCAGAGCUUCUUUUUGUCAGCUUGUGGUCAGAAGAAUUUGUCAGUUCUUCUGAGCAAAGAUACAGUGAGAAGGAUUGAUCUCUCUGAGGAAAAGCCACCACUUGCGGCAACAACAUGUUUGCAGUACACUUGGGAAUUUACUGCAUUUUUCUGCUGUGCUGCAGUAACAAGAGUCAAGCCAAUGAUCUUGUGGUCAACAACAGAACUAGCGUGGCACUGGCAAAUGAAACACUCCACUUCCACAUCAGGGUCACUGUUCCUGCCAACAGCAGCGGAACCAAAGUUUUUUGCUCCAGAAAUGGGCAUGAAGUUUGGAAGGAAUACCUUCACAGUGCACAAUCUGGCAUUAAAGUUGAGUUGUGGGCUAACAUCACCAUAAAUAACAGCUCAAGCUCUGGAGAAUACAUCUUCCAGUACCUAGAAAAGAAAGUCUACUGCGUGGCCCUUGUACGAGACGUGGGUUAUAUCGAGCCAAAUGAGUCUUUAGAGGCUGAUGUCAUUGCUUUGCUGGUUGUCACAACUAUUUUACUCAUCUUCAGCAUCGUUGGAUCAAUUUACAUCUUCAAAUGGCAGAAGGAUCAUCCCAAGUCAGAGAAGGGUGGAGACGGAGUGAAAGUCAAAAACAGACAGAGCAACGUAGGCGUGACGGCUCAGGGUCUAAACUCUGAAUCAGUUUACACGGCCCUUGAACCCAGGCCGGUCUCUAUUUAUGACGUGCUGAAUGUUGACCAAGUCAGAAGGGAAAGUACAAAGCGCACAUCAGAGGAAACGGCCAAGACGUCUCAGGUGGAGGAAGGAAUUUUUGAAUCUGUCUAUGAAAACCUGUGAUUAAAUACUAAUGCUUUGUAAAUACAGUUGGCAUGUCUGAGAGAGCUGUCUUUAAUCAUAUACGCUUUAUAUGUACUUUUACAAGAAUUGUGUGUUUUUCUCACUAAAAAAUAGAAAACAAAUAUUUUCCA